Messenger RNA from Labeo rohita (rohu), 1557 nucleotides. RefSeq names its product chromobox homolog 3b (gene cbx3b). The record is from RefSeq and is a predicted model, not a curated record. Gene Ontology annotation, cellular component: pericentric heterochromatin; nucleus. The coding region runs from base 245 to 826 and encodes 193 amino acids. Gene Ontology annotation, biological process: negative regulation of transcription by RNA polymerase II; chromatin organization. The transcript is spliced from 5 exons. Gene Ontology annotation, molecular function: chromatin binding. NCBI's taxonomy places the organism in Eukaryota, Metazoa, Chordata, Actinopteri, Cypriniformes, Cyprinidae.
UGAAACCACUUCCUCCCCUUCUCCCAAUCGGCCAUGUUUAAUUUGACUCAUUCAUGAAAAGUUAUGUAAACACAACAGUAAAGCCAUGGCCGUGAAAGCUACAUAGUAAGCGAUGCUAGAUUUCUGAACUGAACGUGUGGAUGCAGCGCGUUGUUUGUACAGACUGAUCAUUCGCACGAGUAUUAAUCAGCAGCAGUGGGAAUAAAGAAUAGCGUGGGAGGCUUCGGCAGGGUUAUAGGAAAACAUGAGGAAAAAGCAGAAUGUGAAAAACAGGAAAGCAGAAGAGACAACGGUUGUCCAAGAGUUUGCGGUGGAAAAAAUCAUUCGCAGAAGAGUCAACAAUGGAAAAGUUGAAUACUACCUAAAGUGGAAAGGCUUCACGGAUGCAGAGAAUACCUGGGAGCCAGAGGACAACUUGGACUGUCCUGAGCUGAUAGAGGAGUUUCUCAGAAACCUAACUGUCUCAGGAGAGACCGAACAAGAAGGCUGUCAAUCUCUAGACCCUGAGGUCCAGCCCAAACAAGAGAUAAGUGAGAUGGAUGCCGAUACGGCUCACCAGCAGCCUCAGGAGGAGCUCAUUGAGAGGGGUAAUGAGGAGGUUGAUGAUCACAACACUGAGAUCCCUGCAGGCCAGUCCAGCAACCCAGAACCAGAGCGCAUCAUCGGAUGCACAGACCAGCAAGGAGAGCUCAUGUUCCUCAUCAAGUGGAAAAACACAGAUGAGGUGGCUUUACUGUCAGCUGGAGAGGCCAGUAAAAGGUGGCCGGAGUUGGUAAUCCGCUUUUACGAGGACAAGUUGACCUGGCAUGGAGAAGACGAGCAGUGAGAUAAAAAAUAUGUAGCAGUGGAUACUACUGUACCUCCUGGCAGCUUUAAACAUACACAAACACUGUGGCAUUUACUGUUUGACGUACCGUAUAUUCAAAGUGUGUGAAUCCACACUCCAAUGUGAAGCUCUUCCCAACACACUAACCUGUAGAAAUGUGACUGGAGUAUUAGAGCUCUACUGUAGUGAACUGUUUGUACAAGUGGUUUAUUAAUCAGAUGUUGUUGUAUCUUUUAGUCUGUUGUUUGAAAGUUCAUUUGUGAUGUUCAUCAUUCUGUUCUCUUUGUUACUGUGAUCUGAACUGUGAUUACACAUUGGAGGUGACGAAAGAUGGUACAAAACCUACUCGAGAGGAGCUGUUUGAUGUGUAGAUGUACUAUCUGAACUAUUAACCCCUGGUUACGCACUUAUACUGUGAUGGAUCCUGUGAUCUUUGAGGGCGUAGUGUGGUUCAUGCAGGUAUAAAUCUAUAGAUUUGCACAAAACUAGUUGUAGAAUGUGGCCUAUACAAUCACGUUUUUUGUGAACAUCAACACUUUUGUUGUAGGUCAGUGUCACUUUCAUAGCAGUAGUGUAAACAGGCAGUUUAGGUUUUGAGGUUUUGUGUUUAAGGCCUUUGCCCUGCAGUUUCAAUCUUCUGGUUUCCUUUUUUCUGUAAAGAUCACUGUUAACCUUUAAUCUUGAGUGAGCAAUCUUUAGGUGCUUUAAAUAAACAUUAAAUUACCUCACAA